Gavia stellata (red-throated loon) is the source of this 270-nucleotide messenger RNA. RefSeq names its product serine peptidase inhibitor Kazal type 4 (gene SPINK4). The coding region runs from base 1 to 270 and encodes 89 amino acids. The record is from RefSeq and is a predicted model, not a curated record. The transcript is spliced from 4 exons. NCBI's taxonomy places the organism in Eukaryota, Metazoa, Chordata, Aves, Gaviiformes, Gaviidae. Gene Ontology annotation, molecular function: protein binding.
AUGCCUGCGAGGGAGCUGGUGGUGGUGGCGGUGGUGGCAGCACUGGUGACUCUUGUCACUGCCGGUGGAGUGGAGCUGAAUGAAGGGAAUGGCCUGAGGAGGCCUGUGUGUGGAGACAUGGUUGAGCUACAGGCCUGCCCCCUCCUGCACUUGCCUGUCUGUGGGACCGAUGGGAACACCUAUGCCAAUGAAUGCCAGCUCUGUGUGCAACAAAUGAAAACCAGGCAAGACAUCCGGAUUUUGAAAGAUGGGGAGUGUCAAGAUGUCUGA